CGCGAGGUGCGUGACUUGCUCGAGGAGUUCGACCAGGUCCUCAAAGAGCCCAAGGGGCUGCCGCCACACCGAGAGUUCGACCAUCGCAUACCUUUGGUCGAGGAAGGUCGAGCAGUGCACGUGCAUCCGUAUCGAUACGCACACUUCCAAAAGACGGAGAUCGAGCGACAGGUGGGCGAGAUGCUCGAGUCCGGGCUCAUCCAGCAUAGCUCGAGCCCGUUAUCGUCAUCGGUGUUGCUCGCAAAGAAGAAAGAUGGAACCUGGCGAUUCUGCACGGACUACCGCGCUCUGAAUGCGGCUACUGUGAAGGAUCGCUUUCCCAUUCCGAGCGUCGACGACAUGCUGGACGCGUUGGGUGGCGCGCGUUACUUCUCUAAGCUCGACCUACGCGCGGGCUACCAUCAGAUCAGAUUAGCCAAGGAGGACGUACCCAAGACGGCUUUUCGCACGCACCAAGGGCACUACGAAUAUCUCGUGAUGCCUUUCGGGUUGUGCAAUGCACCGUCGACCUUUCAGUUUGCCAUGAACUUGAUUUUUAAGAGGUACCUACGUAAGUUU
Messenger RNA from Striga hermonthica, 558 nucleotides. The record is from the annotation of a GenBank genome assembly. NCBI's taxonomy places the organism in Eukaryota, Viridiplantae, Streptophyta, Magnoliopsida, Lamiales, Orobanchaceae.